AGUUGAGAUUUCUAUUUCGUCAUCAAGACGCUACCUAUACAGUUUUAGUGUUUCGGGGUCCUUUCUUACAGCACGUUAAAGCCGGUGUCUGUGAGGUUGUUAGUGUGUUUUACAAUCUGUGUGAAAAUGUAUUAUAAAUUCAGCAGUUUUACGCAAAAGUUGACUGGUGCUUCAUUUGCUAAUGCAUAUUGUCCUCAGGGUCUGAAACCAGCUGCUGUGACUGAGGCAUCACCUGUCAUUUUUGGAACACCCAUUAAACCAGUUUCAGAGUCUUCUCAGUACAUGGGAAUCAACAGAGUGCCUGAUUUACAGAGACUUUUCCAGAGACCAGAUGGUGUGCCAGUACAUUUAAAACGAGGAGUUCCUGACAAGCUUCUUUACCGGACCACUAUGGCUCUGACAGUCGGUGGGGCAGUAUACUGUUUGAUAGCACUUUACAUGGCAGCCCAACCCAAGAAUAAAAAAUGAAGGAUUUACUCAGAUGAAGCCUUAUUCCCUUCUGCAACGAAAAACCUCCCAUCAUUUUUAACCUUUUGCAAUGUUCCAUUUUCUGUGACUUGAGCAUAUGAUCUUUCUGAACUUCUUACUUGGCUAAGGCACUUACUUUAGUUGCGUGCUCAGCGUUGCCUUGUUUAGAUUUUCAUUAAAGUAUAAUUCGGGACUAAUUUUGUAAAUGGCUAAAAUUUGAAUAUUAGUCAGAGCUAUUGGUGGUAGUAAUUGUUGAGCCAUUAUCCUUACAUUAGCUAUGUAAUCAGCAUGCAUAAUUCAGAGUGUUCUAAUGGAAAUGGGGACAAAUGCCACUCUCUGCAACAUUCUUGAAGCUGUUGUACUAUAUUUGUUUGAUUUUUAGAUUUAUUACAGCACAUACUGUAAAUGUUGCACUUUAUAUUUCUUUCAACAUUGUUACAUUAACCUUAAAAUGUAAAGCAUUUUUGUGAAACUUGACUAAAGAUAAUUUUUUUAAAAGUU
Molecule: messenger RNA, 969 nt
Organism: Protopterus annectens (West African lungfish)
Lineage: Eukaryota; Metazoa; Chordata; Ceratodontiformes; Protopteridae
Gene: COX7A2L
Product: cytochrome c oxidase subunit 7A-related protein, mitochondrial
Exons: 3
Coding region: 127-468 (113 amino acids)
Biological process (GO): regulation of oxidative phosphorylation; mitochondrial electron transport, cytochrome c to oxygen; mitochondrial respirasome assembly
Source: RefSeq, a predicted model, not a curated record